Aureobasidium pullulans EXF-150 is the source of this 1022-nucleotide messenger RNA. RefSeq lists its product as uncharacterized. The record is from RefSeq and is a predicted model, not a curated record. Gene Ontology annotation, biological process: intracellular sterol transport. The transcript has 3 exons. Lineage: Eukaryota; Fungi; Ascomycota; Dothideomycetes; Dothideales; Saccotheciaceae. Bases 1 to 531 code for a protein of 176 amino acids. Gene Ontology annotation, molecular function: sterol binding.
AUGAAGCUCCUCAGCAUCUUCAGCGUCGCCCUUCUCUCGGCCAGCGCAUCGGCGCGUAGUCUCAGCUUCAUGGGCAGCGAGCAACACGCGCUCGAAGAAGAGUUCCCCGUUCCUGGUGACAACCCUCUGCUCUUCUGCGCCGCUCCCAAGGACAACCUUCUCGAGAUUGAGAGAGUCGAUCUUUCCCCCAACCCUCCUUCCGCUGGCGUCACCCUCUCGAUCAAGGCAUCCGGUGUCUUGUCGCAGGACAUUGAAGAGGGUGCCAAGGUUCACCUUCAAGUCAAGUACGGUCUGAUCCGCAUCAUCAACCAGGAGGCCGACCUCUGCGAGAACCUGAAGAAUGUCGACCUUGAGUGCCCUCUGAAGAAGGGUCCCAUCGACUUGACCAAGGACGUUGAUCUUCCCAAGGAGAUUCCUCCGGGUAAGUACACCGUCCUCGCCGACGUCUACACCAAGGACAACGAGAAGGUCACCUGCUUGACCGCUUCCAUUGUCUUCAGAAGAGGUGGUGCUUUCGAGGUCGUUGCCUAAACAACACGACUCAACCACAAGCAUGUCCAAGCAUGAGACACGAAGGAAGGAUGAAGGUUGCAUCAUUGUAUCAUGGACCGUCGCGUUGAAGCGCAUAUCGCAUUGCAGUAUUAUACACAAUAGUAAUAUCAUGGACUCUUUUUGAACUUUGAUUGGAAACUCUUCUUUGGAUUCGGGGUAUCGUGAACGGGAUGAAACAAUUGAAUUACUCUCCAAACAACUUCUUGACGCGCUUCAUGACGCUGUCCUUCUCCGGGUCGUAGGGGUGGUCCUUUGAGGGGAUCUCGAGGAGGGAAGGGAAUGCUUGGGUGUAUGCGUCGACGCGGCUGCGGAUCUUGUCGGCGAUCUGUGUCCAGUGUGAGUACAAGAUUUCGGCAAUUGUUCCAGGUUGAGUAUCUAUUACAUGCUGGUUGAUGAGGAGAAUGGCAAUGUCCUUGCGCUCCUGGGUGAAGCUGUCAAAGGCCUCCUCAAUGGCUGAAGUCUCGGUCUUG